GUUAACAUUCUCCAUAAACAUAUACUGUAGAAGUCUCUUGUGAGUUGUAAUAGCCUCUGAUACUCCAAACUCCAGAGAGCCUUCUAUGUCUCCCUUCACACUCAUGAUGCUAACUAAAAGGCGAUCCAUUCUCCUGCUCUUGGCUUUUCUGUUAGUGCAACCAUGCAUACUUCACUUGUCUCACUCUUCCAACAACUUUACAGAUCAAUCAGCUCUCAUUGCCUUCAAAUCUGAAAUCAGUUUUCAUCCAAAUGAUACUAUCUUCUCUGCUGGUAACUGGUCCACAACAACAAACUUCUGUGAGUGGUUUGGGGUCUCUUGCAGCCGACGCAGACAAAGAGUCAGAGCCUUGAACCUUUCCUAUGUGGAUCUACACGGCACCAUUUCCCCUCAUAUUGGCAACCUCUCCUUCCUGGUCUCACUUGAUCUUCAUAACAACAGCUUCUCUGGUUUUCUGCCACAUGAGAUUGGUAAUCUACACCGCUUGAGGGAACUUCGGUUGUCAAACAACCUAUUGGAAGGAAAUAACCUCUCAGGAACCCUCCCAGUGGAUCUUUGUAGCCAUUGUCCUAAUCUUCAAGGACUGUAUAUUUCCUACAACAAAUUCAGCGGUAAGCUCCCCUCACAGUUUAAUAACUGCAGAGAGCUUUUAGUAUUAUCUCUAUCAUACAAUAUGUUUGAUGGAAGUAUUUCAAAAGGUUUUGGGAGUUUAAAAAAGGUUGAACUCCUCUAUCUUGGAGUUAACAACUUAAUUGGAAACAUUCCUCCUAUCAUAAGCAAUUUAUCGAUGUUACAAGAAUUUUAUGCUGACGAAAACAACAUUAAAGGAAGCGUGCCAAGUGAUUUAUGGCGUCUCCACAAUCUGAAGGAAUUGGGUAUUCGUCAUAACAAUCUCACUGGGACAAUACCCCAAAAUAUUUUCAACAUUACCUCUCUACAAAUACUCAACUUGAUGGGGAAUUCCUUGUCUGGAAUUUCAUUUGAUACUAGGAUCCCUUGCCGUAAUCUUGGAAUCUUGUAUCUUGGUCGCAACUACAUUAGCGGUCGUAUCCCGUCAUAUCUUUCAAAUUGUUCCAACCUCGUCGAUGUAGAUUUAUCUGGAAAUUUACUCUCUGGGCCUAUACCUAGAAGUCUUGGAAACUUAAAAUAUCUCAAAACCUUUUAUCUAGGUUAUAAUCAACUAACAGAGGAGUCUGGGCAUCAAGAGCAUAGUUUUCUUACAUCUUUAACCAGUUGCACAUCUUUAGAGGAGCUAGAUAUUUCCCUCAAUCCCUUGAAUAUUAUAAUUCCGGAAACCAUUGGAAAUUUUUCAGCUUCGCUUAAAUUCAUUGGUGCAAGUCAAAGCCAAAUAAAGGGUCAAAUUCCAAUGGGAAUCGGUUCUUUGAAAAAUUUGACUGAGCUUGAUUUGAGCUAUAACAAUUUGUCUGGAAAUUUACCGUCAACGUUAGGGGGAUUGGAGGAAUUGCAAAGAUUGCAUCUUAGUGACAAUAAUAUUGGAGGAAAGAUUCCAGAAGAGCUUUGUCAGCUAAACAAGCUGGGAGAACUACUUCUCUCAAAUAACAAAAUUUCUGGAUCCAUCCCGAAUUGCAUUGGAAACCUCAAUCUUUUGCAGAGAUUAAACUUGAGUUAUAACAAACUGACAUCAUCAAUCCCAUUGAAUGUGUGGAAUCUUGAAAAUAUGUUGUUCUUGGAUUUAUCAUCAAAUUCCCUUUACGGAUCUUUAUCUCCAAACAUGAAAACACUCAGAGCUAUUGUGUACUUGAAUUUAUCUCAUAACCAAAUUACUGGAAAAGUUCCAAGUAUCAUUGGUGCUUUUGAAAGUCUUAGUAAUCUUGAUUUGUCAAAGAAUUCAUUUCAAGGAGACAUUCCAGAUUCUUUUGGGCAAUUGAAAGGAAUGGAUCUGCUAGAUCUCUCUAACAAUAAUCUCUCAGGUGCAAUUCCUAAGUCUCUGGAGGCACUUCGGUUUCUCAAGUAUUUGAAUUUGUCAUUCAAUAAGUUAUCAGGAGAGAUACCAUUUGGUGGACCUUUUGCAAACUUCAAGGCAAAAUCAUUUUUAGGUAAUGAAGCACUUUGUGGGAAUUCAAUUUUUGGAGUUCCACCUUGCACGAGUCCCAGUUCUAAAGGAGCAAGGAUGAAACAACUUUUGCUCAAAUAUAUCAUUCCCAGCAUUGCAUCAAUUAUAAUCUUUGCAAUGCUUGUCAUUAUGCUAAGAAGACAUCCACAAUAUAACAUGCAAAUUCCAAGUUCACUUUUCACAUUACCUACAGUGGAUUGGAGAAUGAUAUCAUAUCAAGAACUUUGUCGUGGGACAAACAACUUUUGUGAAAGCAACUUGCUUGGAAUUGGAGGGUUUGGUACUGUGUACAAAGGGAUACUGUCUGAUGGGAUUACUGUUGCUGUAAAAGUUCUAAACCUACAUUUGGAGGAUGCUUUUAAAAGUUUUGAUGCUGAAUGCAAGGUGUUAAGGGCAUUACGACAUAGGAAUCUGGUUAAAGUCAUUAGUGUAUGCUCCAAUCCCCAGUUUAAAGCUUUGGUGUUGCAGUACAUGUCAAAUUAUAGCCUUGAAAAGUGGAUAUACUCUCACAACUACUGCUUGAAUCUUGUUCAAAGAGUAGGCAUUAUGGUUGAUGUUGCAUCGGCAUUAGAUUAUCUCCAUAAUGGUCAAUUAGAAUCCGUGGUGCAUUGUGAUUUGAAGCCUAGCAAUAUUCUUUUGGAUGAGGACAUGGUUGCACAUGUUGGAGACUUUGGCAUUGCAAAGAUUUUAGCUGAAAACAAGGAUGCAACCCAAACUAGAACCAUUGGUACAAUUGGCUACAUCGCACCAGAGUAUGGUUCUGAAGGGAGAGUAUCCACCAAAUGUGACAUUUAUAGCUAUGGGAUAAUAUUGUUGGAGAUGAUCACAAGAAAAAAACCUACCGAUGAAAUGUUUGUUGGAGAACUAGGUAUGAGGCAAUGGAUUGCUUCACUUCUUGACAGAAUGGAAGUUGUGGACGAUGGUUUGCUUAGUAUUGAAGAUGGAAGAGAUGUAACUGUCAUGCAAACUAUCCUUUCAUCUAUCUUGGAAUUAGGCUUGAGGUGUUCUGAAGAAUUACCAGAUGAAAGACCUAAAAUCAAGGACGUGGUGGCCAAGGUUAACAAAAUCAAAUUGGCACUACUUGGAAACAGAAAUAGGGGUGUCUGAUAUUUACACUAUUGCUCAAGUUUUUUUUCAAGGGGUAAUUUUGUUACCCUAGUUUGGUAUGUCAUCUAAUUUUAUAAGCUUUACAAGUAGUAUGUUACUCGGGACCAAAAUCAGUCAAAAUUAUCUCAAGUUAUUAGUAUUUGUAGUUAAUAUGCCAAGCUUUUAAAUUAUUGAAUAAAGAUAUGCAUGUGGUUGUAUGUGCUUGUAGCAACUAUAAGAAGGGCAUUAGUACCAACUGUAUGAAGGACCGACGAAUUCAAUUACACAAAUGUUUGCUGAAUUUUUGGUCAUGGAAUCCUGCGCAGGUAAUUUCCUCUGAAACCUUUUGUUGUCAUAUAGGUAAAUUCCUCUCAUUUGCUCUCACAGUGUUUCUUACUAGUUAGUUCUAUACAACUUAUAACCGUUUUAUCUUCCUUUGUUUGUUUUUGUCUUCUCUAUUUUCUUCUUGUGUUUCUUAAUAUGCUGUGUGAUUCCAUGGUAGUUGGAAUGGUUAUCCGUGGGUCCUUGUGAACGUUUUUUAGUUUUAAUUGACCAUACUUGACAAGUAUCCUUUAGUAUAUAUAUAAAAAGAUUACAAUAUGAAAAUAAUACUUGAACUAAAUGGGUGAUCUAGUCAUCUUUGGUGCGAACAUUGUUUAGUUAGUUAGAUGAUUUCUUAAGCAUUAGCUGAUAAGAUUUAGACACUUGUCAACCAACUAGAGGCUACCAAUGCCAAACAACUAGUAUAAGUAGUAAAAUGUAAGCUCUUUGUUAAUCAGUUUUGGUAAUUGAAUGAAUUGUUAGCCUUUGUGUGUUAUUUGGAACUAAGUGUUCUUGCAAAGGUACUUAUCCACCUAUCAAUGUGUUCUAAAUAACUCAGCCCUUUCACCGCUUCUAAACCAUACACAAAUAGCCCAUCACAUUCCCUACAUCAAGACCGAACAAAAACACUUGGGACUUUUGGUGAUCUGUUAUUUGAGCAGUUUGUUCGACAUGGUAGGUGUUGCAUAUGUUGAUUUAUGUUCUUUAUUUUGCUGUUGAUAAUUUUUUUUUCCUUUUAUAUUUUUUGUUUCCUUGGGAGUAUGAAUUGGAAGCCUUUAAAAGCUUCUGGCUUGUCAUUUUCACAAAGCUAAUGAUAUUACAUUACUUUUAAUUAUCAAUGUAAUCACCACUACUACUACUUUCAGAUUUCAUAUAUUUUUCUUUCCAAACCUUCUAUUCUUUUGUUUCAAUGCAAACUAUGCUUUGAUGCUCUUAGUUCUGUUUUUGAAUGCUUUCCUGAUAUGUUAAACUCUUGACAUUUUCAUUUUGCAUGUGCUUUAUUUUCAAAAGAUUAUUUGUUGUUGGUAGUCAAUACUGGUUUAGCAUACUACAGCUUAACUUGAUCCACUUUCACACAGUAUUUGUAUGGUUCUUCUAUAUUUAUGGCAACAUGCUGAAACUAAAAUACUUACUGGGUUCCCAUAAGACCAAUUCCUAUCCCCUUCCAACCCCCUCCCCCUGCCACGGGGCUCCCCUGGGUUAGGUGAGAUACUAAAAACCCUCUAGAUCGGAAUGAAGACAUGUCCAAAUUAUUAGCAGCUGCUCACUAUAAUUCAUAUCUUCUUACUCAUUAUCUAAUUCAUUUGUAUCAAAAAAUAAUUUUAAAUUUGAAUAGAUAUCAAUAUUAUGAAGAUCAUUGCCAUCACCAUUUCUAGUACCUGCUACAGAAUUUGCAACACCAAAACCAUUACCUAAACCAACUGUCAAUUUGAAAUCCCAGUUGUCCUCAAAGCUUAAACUAGUGGAAAAGGGUAAUCUAUUAUGGUAGUAAAGUGAGUAGUCUUGAUUUUGAACCAUGUCCCACUCUAAACCUCCCAUUAUAUUAAAUAUUUUGGCCCUACGUAUUAAAGGAAAGUUUAAACCCACACUUGAGGGGUAGUGUUAGAAUAAGGGUUAAAUUAUUAAACUCAAUCAUUUGUUAUCAACUUAAACUUUUUUAAUCUGUAGGCAUUUGUCACUUAUCUUUAGCGCUUUAGUUAUUUAUGAAAAAAAACUCUAACAUGGGAGGUUAGUAUCAAUUUUUGAUAAUGCAAAGAUCUCUAUACAAUAUUACUUUGGAGAAUGGUGAGUGCAACCCUCUCUUUUCUUAAAUUAAAAAAUAAAUAAAUAAAAAAAGAAGAA
Molecule: messenger RNA, 5323 nt
Organism: Quercus robur (English oak)
Lineage: Eukaryota; Viridiplantae; Streptophyta; Magnoliopsida; Fagales; Fagaceae
Product: probable LRR receptor-like serine/threonine-protein kinase At3g47570
Exons: 4
Coding region: 86-3181 (1031 amino acids)
Biological process (GO): protein phosphorylation
Molecular function (GO): protein kinase activity; ATP binding; protein binding
Source: RefSeq, a predicted model, not a curated record